Molecule: messenger RNA, 834 nt
Organism: Rhizopus microsporus ATCC 52813
Lineage: Eukaryota; Fungi; Mucoromycota; Mucoromycetes; Mucorales; Rhizopodaceae
Product: kinase-like protein
Exons: 2
Biological process (GO): protein phosphorylation; intracellular signal transduction
Molecular function (GO): ATP binding; protein serine/threonine kinase activity
Source: RefSeq, a predicted model, not a curated record
ACGUUGGGUCGUGGCGGUGGUGGUAGUGUCAAAGCGAUCCGAAUGUUUGGCAUACAAAAACCUUACGCGGUCAAAAGGUUUCGGAAACGAAAGCAAGGAGAAAGCAAAGAGCGCUAUUUUGAAAAAAUUUGCAAGGAGUUCCGCAUUGGAAGAUUGUGUUGCCAUGACAAUGUGAUUCAAGUGCUUGAUUUGAUAGAGAUUGGUCAGACAUUAUAUCAAAUCAUGGAAUAUAUACCAUUUAGCUUGCAUGCGUCCAUAGCGAGUGGUAAAAUGACAGCCGAAGAAAUCAACUGUUGCUGGCGUCAGCUACUUCAAGGCCUCCAGUACUUGCAUUCAAUAGGCAUUGCCCAUAGAGAUAUUAAGAUGGAUAAUCUAGUAAUAGAUGAAAAGGGAAUCGUCAAACUUGUAGAUUUUGGAUGCGCUGUGCCUUUCAAAAUCCCCAAGAAACCAAACGUUUAUAUGUCUUCAGGCGUGUCCGGUUCUAAUCCUUAUAUUCCUCCUGAGCAAUUUGCGAAUGCUUACUACAACCCAUGUCAAGGAGAUGUAUGGUCUUCUGCAAUCGUCUAUGUUACUAUGGUGACUCAUAAGUUUCCUUGGAUUGUUGCUCGCCCUGAAGAAGACUUGUCUUAUGCACGCUACUUGCGUGAAAACGGUAAACAUGUGUUUGUAAAAGCCUUGACAGAUAACUCAAAGCCUAUAAUAUUGAAAAUGCUGCGACCUGAUCCCGAAAAACGGUGUACCCUCAAAGACGUUAUGAAGAAUUCCUGGGUUUGCAGUGUCGAUACAUGUACUCGCCAUAAGCGAGCUUCCAGCCAUACGCAUAAUCUAUUCUAA